Molecule: messenger RNA, 1168 nt
Organism: Sphaeroforma arctica JP610
Lineage: Eukaryota; Ichthyosporea; Ichthyophonida
Exons: 3
Coding region: 129-1127 (332 amino acids)
Source: RefSeq, a predicted model, not a curated record
AACGAGACCGAUCACCGAUAUAGUGUUAAUAUAUCCCCGAUGCACUUCGCGCCGGGCUCGCAGAACCCUACAGACUGUAUAUUCAUGUAUUUAACCAGUUGAAAGGAAAGAUAAAUAUCACACAACAUAUGUUUCGACUUAUUCAACGGUUGAAACCUCCCCAGCUAAGAAAGAGACAUAUAUUAAAUCCCUACGUUCACACGCGACUCGCUUCUAACAUGUCUGUCGAUGCUUCCACUAUCGUCACUAAUGACUCUGUGAUAACGAGCAAUCCUCCAGGGAAAGUGAAUGCUGUAGUAGUCCUACUAGGAUGGUUAGGGGCCACACACCGUCCACUUGGCAAGUAUGCUGAGAUGUAUCAAAAGAGAGGGUGUGUGACUAUUGCCACUACAGCCCCGGCCGGGUCGGUCAUGUUUCCUGGCACGAGUGCCGUGCGGGAACUAGCAUCAUCCGUAUUAAAUGAGGCAGCCAGCUCCAUUAAUCGAGUAGAAACAAUGGCAGACAACACCAAAGUGCCCCUGAUCGUACAUGCAUUCAGCAAUGGAGGCGCAUUUGUCGUGGAAACAAUAGAAAACUUAAUUCAGGAAAACAGUCAGGAUGUAGAACGCACGGUUUCCAAUCCUGGCACUGUGAUUGAAAAGGAUACAAAGCUGCAAGAGAAUACACAAUUGGCCGCCGAUCGCAUUCGACUUGGGGGUCAGGUGUUUGACUCGGCGCCUGCAAUGAUGCACCUUCAGGCUGGUGUUACGGCUAUAGGUCAUGCAAUACCUGGUAGUGCUAUACUGAGAGUCGGUGUGCAAGCGGUGUUCGGCAUUGUUGCUGCACUAGGUGUGGUGUAUGCUAGGGCUACUGGCGCUCCCGGCAGAGGAGUUGUGUUCUGGGACCACAUGCAGCAAAGCAAUUUGGGGUGUAAACAAUACUAUAUAUAUAGUGUGGAUGAUGAACUGACAGAUGCGAAAUACUUAGAUGAGCUGAUAGCAUACCGCAAAGAGAAGGGUGUGGAAAUCACGGCUAUUAGGCUAGAGUCUAGUCCCCACGUGCAACAUUUGAAGUCGCACCCAGAAGUUUAUAAUCAGUUUGUGGACAACAUACUGGAAGAGGCGGGGAUGCAUGCUUCUAGCAAUUGAAAGACUACUAAUUAAAGCUAAUUUAAUUAUUGCAAUUUUCU